CGAUCAUUUCACCUUCCCUCUCUUUCACUGUCUUCUCUCAUCUCCGUGACCGUGAAAUUUUCAUCGCAGCCGUAUUUUCUCUCUCCUUCUCCUCCUCCGCCGCAUUUCGUCGCCGGAAAAUCCGCCGUGAAUCUUCCGAUAUCUUCCGAGACAACUCUAUUUUUUUUAAAUUUUCAAGGAAUUAAUUUAGUUUUAGCAAAAGUAUACCUUAUAUUGAAAGCUUCGUGGAACCAUCUUCCUCUUCUUCUUCGUCUUCGUCUUCUUUUUUUUUUUUUUUUUUUUUUUUUUUUGCAUAGAGUCAUCUUCUUUGAACGUUGAAUAUUCAAAACCUGUGAAUUAUUUUAAAAAUAAAAUAAAAGAUAAAAAAGGAAAAUUGCGAUGAUGGUGAAUAGUAGUACAGGGAAUGUUCAGUCUGCCUAUAAGAUUCCGAGUGACAUCGGAGGCGUUUCGUCGCUGACGUUGGCAACUCCUCCUCGUGUCUCCGCUCGCUUUCCGAUCACCGGAAAAUCAUCGCCGAUGAGUCGUGUCCGCCUGCGAAGGAUGUCUUCCGACUACCUCAGGCACGUCGAAUCCAUGUCAGAGAUCCCCUCCGGUGCCGGCAAGAUCUCCCAUUUGAACGCUGUUGUUUUGGGCGAAUCUCUUGCUUCUGAGGAGAAUGAUCUCGUCUUCCCCAGCGAGGAUUUCUCCCGCCAAGCUCUCGUUCCCUCUCCCCAAAAGUACUCGGAGAUGUAUAGAAGAUCGGUCGAAGAUCCGGCUGGGUUCUGGGCUGAUAUUGCAUCUGAGUUUUACUGGAAGCAGAAAUGGGGUGAUCGAGUUUUGUCUGAAAAUCUGGAUGUCAGGAAAGGCCCUAUCCACAUUGAGUGGUUCAAGGGAGGAAUCACCAACAUUUGCUAUAAUUGCUUGGACAGAAACGUUGAAGCUGGUCUUGGUGAUAAAACCGCCAUUUACUGGGAAGGCAAUGAUCCCGGUUUCGAUUCCUCCUUGACUUACUCUGAGUUGCUUCACAGAGUUUGCCAGCUUGCUAACUACUUGAGAGAUAUCGGAGUGAAGAAGGGGGAUGCAGUUGUCAUUUACUUACCGAUGUUGAUGGAACUUCCCAUUGCUAUGCUUGCCUGUGCACGGAUAGGAGCCGUUCAUUCGGUUGUUUUUGCUGGGUUUUCUGCUGAUUCUCUUGCCCAAAGAAUCUUGGACUGUAAGGCGAAAGCAGUAUUGACUUGCAAUGCUGUUAAAAGAGGUCCUAAACUCAUUCUCCUUAAGGACAUUGUUGAUGCUGCUCUUGACCAGUCCUCCAAGAAUGGUGUCUCUGUAGAUGUAUGCUUGACCUUUGACAACUCAUCAGCCUUGACAAGAGAAAACACUAAAUGGAAAAAUGGAAGAGAUGUGUGGUGGAAGGACGUUGUCCCGAAAUAUGAAACAGCCUGCGAGGUGGAAUGGGUUGACGCGGAAGAUCCCCUGUUCUUGCUCUACACCAGUGGGAGUACAGGGAAGCCAAAGGGCGUUCUCCACACAACCGGGGGAUAUAUGGUCUACACUGCUACGACAUUCAAAUAUGCAUUUGACUACAAACCAUCAGAUGUCUACUGGUGUACAGCUGAUUGCGGUUGGAUAACUGGCCACAGCUAUGUUACUUACGGCCCGAUGCUCAAUGGAGCCACCGUUGUUGUCUUCGAAGGGGCUCCGAACUAUCCCGAUCCCGGGCGCUCUUGGGAAAUCGUUGACAAAUACAAGGUUUCCAUAUUUUACACUGCCCCAACAUUGGUGCGGUCUCUUAUGCGCGACGGGGAUAAGUACGUAAAAAGUCAUUCUCGGAAAUCGUUACGGAUACUUGGAAGCGUAGGCGAGCCGAUCAAUCCCAGUGCCUGGAGAUGGUUCUUUAAUGCAGUCGGUGAUUCGAGGUGUCCUAUAUCGGAUACCUGGUGGCAAACUGAAACCGGCGGCUUCAUGAUAACUCCAUUACCAGGUGCAUGGCCGCAGAAGCCUGGCUCUGCAACUUUUCCGUUCUUCGGAGUCCAGCCGGCCAUAGUUGACGAGAAGGGCAAUGAAAUCGAGGGCGAGUGUAGCGGUUACCUAUGCAUGAAAAGCUCGUGGCCCGGGGCAUUUCGGACUCUUUAUGGCGACCACGAAAGAUACGAGACUACGUACUUCAAACCCAUUGCUGGAUAUUAUUUCAGCGGCGAUGGCUGCAGCAGAGAUAAGGAUGGUUACUACUGGCUUACAGGAAGGGUGGACGAUGUUAUUAACGUCAGUGGCCACCGGAUUGGAACUGCAGAAGUGGAGUCUGCUCUUGUAUCACAUCCCCAAUGUGCAGAAGCUGCCGUUGUCGGCGUCGAUCACGAGGUGAAAGGUCAAGGCAUAUACGCGUUUGUCACUCUGGCGGAUGGCGCUGAGUACAGCGAAGAACUCCGGAAAAUUCUUAUACUCACUGUCCGGAAUCAGAUCGGGGCGUUUGCGGCGCCGGACAAGAUUCACUGGGCGCCGGGACUUCCAAAGACGAGAAGCGGAAAGAUUAUGCGUAGAAUCCUCAGAAAAAUUGCGUCGAGGCAACUAGAUGAGCUCGGAGACAACAGCACACUCGCAGACCCCGGGGUAGUCGAUCAACUUAUCGCUCUCACCGAUGUUUGAAUCAUUUUCCCGGCAUUGCACCAAAUCAUAUUGCCAUUGUUCAUACGCUUUCUUCUGAGCUGGAGGCGGCCUCAAAGGGCAAAAUUCUUCGUGGUGGUUCGGAUACUAAUAUAAAGCCUGGGAGGAACAUGGUUUUAGUUUGGCCGCUUUUGUUGUGUUUCAGUUUGUCAAGGCUUCUUCAUUAGUAAAAUGCUACCUAUUCUA
Messenger RNA from Tarenaya hassleriana, 2826 nucleotides. Its product is annotated as acetyl-coenzyme A synthetase, chloroplastic/glyoxysomal-like. Gene Ontology annotation, molecular function: acetyl-CoA synthetase activity; AMP binding. The record is from RefSeq and is a predicted model, not a curated record. NCBI's taxonomy places the organism in Eukaryota, Viridiplantae, Streptophyta, Magnoliopsida, Brassicales, Cleomaceae. The transcript has 18 exons. The coding region runs from base 379 to 2622 and encodes 747 amino acids.